Messenger RNA from Pelodiscus sinensis (Chinese soft-shelled turtle), 1859 nucleotides. RefSeq names its product integral membrane protein 2A (gene ITM2A). NCBI's taxonomy places the organism in Eukaryota, Metazoa, Chordata, Testudines, Trionychidae. Gene Ontology annotation, biological process: negative regulation of amyloid precursor protein biosynthetic process. The record is from RefSeq and is a predicted model, not a curated record. Gene Ontology annotation, molecular function: amyloid-beta binding. Gene Ontology annotation, cellular component: plasma membrane; extracellular exosome; Golgi apparatus.
CACGGAUUGAUCUGAGGGGCGGAGUCAGGCGGCUUCGCGGCGGUGGUGGAAGGACGAUCCGGGCGCCGCGCAGCACAGAGCAGGCUGCACCAUGGUGAAGAUCGCCUUCAGCUCCCCGUUCGCCCACAAGGACGAGCCCAAGAAGGAUGCGGCCGAGGCGCUGGUGGCCGACAAGGAUCCAGAAAUUGCAACACACGGAAAUGAAAAUUCAUCUGGAAGGUGUUUAUUGACCCUGCUGGGACUUGCAUUCAUUUUAGCAGGGGUUGUGGUUGGUGGAGCUUGCAUCUACAAGUACUUCAUGCCUAGGCAUAAGGUAUACCGUGGGGAAAUGUGUUACUUUGAAAAUGAAAAUCAGGAUCAUGCUGUGGAACCAUACUUCCUGCCCAUUGCAGAAGAAGCUGAUAUUCGGGAAGAUGAUAACAUAGCAAUCAUUGAUGUUCCAGUUCCGAAGUUCUCAGAUAGUGAUCCAGCAGCAAUUGUUCAUGAUUUUGACAGGCUUCUGACUGCUUAUCUUGACUUACAACUGGGUAACUGCUAUGUGAUCCCUCUGAAUACAUCCAUUGUUAUGCCACCAAGGAAUCUGAUGGACCUGUUUGCAAAACUGGCGACUGGUUCUUACUUGCCUCAGACAUAUCUAGUCCGUGAAGAAAUGGUGGUAACGGAAGAGAUAGAUAAUGUGUCUGAUUUGGGCAUUUUCAUUUACCAGCUUUGUGUUGGAAGAGACACCUUCAGACUGCAGCGCAGAGAUCAGAGAGCAGGUGUCCAGAAGCGCUCAGCUGAGAGCUGUCAUAUAAUCAGACACUUUGCAAAUUCUUUUGUGGUUGAAACAAAGAUCUGUCAACAGUGAAAAAAAUGGAUAGAAAGUGACUAUUUCACAUCUUCAUUAAGACGUCUGAGCUUUACAGCUUGACUUCUAAAUUAAAAUGUGCAGUGAUAAUCAAAAGCCUUAUUAUGAAUCUCCUGUGUAUUGCUUGUAUUACAAAACACAAAAUCACCAUUUCAGCUUUCUUUGAUUCUUGGUGUAACAGAAUAUUUUUAAUGAAACUGAAAUUUGAGAAGUUUAGAAAAAAAAUGGUGUCCACUUAUCCAUUGAAUGUGUCUGGCUUAGAAUUUUUCUGGGAAUAACAAAAAAAAAUAAGUUAAUUGAUUCCUUGCCCAGAAUCAGUUCUCAUACACCUCUUUUGAUUUUUCACAGAAUGAUUACAUUAAUGCAUAAAUAAUCUGUGGUUUGCACAUUUAGUAUAGUUCUGUAGAUUUGCUCUACACUCAGUUUUCUGGUUUAACCCUUCACCCCCAACUUUUUAACAUUUAUCGUUAAAGAUUUUGUUCUAACACCAGUUGUGAAGCAUGUAAGAUCUAACCUCAGUGAUUAUAAACCUCUAGCAUUGCUUUUUCAUUUUGUGCAAUUACUGUAUUGAACUCUUAUGUAUAUUUGGAACCUUCUCUAAGUUUACAUUUAAAAUCUUUAUUCUUUUGUUUGAUUUUUGUGGUAUUUAGUUGUCAUAGAUUUAGUUGUGGUUAAUCUCUCACGUUUGUGUCAGUAUUUUGGUUAUAAAUUGGUUUAUCUUGUAACUUCUUCUUGUUUUAUGAAACCUCUCUUGGUAUGGCCCACUUGUGGAUGUAACCGUAGCUGUAAAUUUAAACUACUUUGGCCUGUACACAGACUUUUUAGAUCAGAACUUUUUAUGAGCAAGUAGCAUUAAUUUCUGCAGUCAGGGUAUUGACUGUUGAUGAGAACUGCAGUAUAAAGAUGGUAAAGAAUUGCUAGAGUGCUACAGAUUCAAAACUUGAGUUUGUUUUAAUAAGGGACUUUAUAUUGGCAUAAAUCCUGCAACCUUAUAAUAAAUGUUUCUCUAGAA